Molecule: messenger RNA, 2528 nt
Organism: Sarcophilus harrisii (Tasmanian devil)
Lineage: Eukaryota; Metazoa; Chordata; Mammalia; Dasyuromorphia; Dasyuridae
Product: UPF0329 protein ECU05_1680/ECU11_0050-like
Exons: 3
Coding region: 1930-2496 (188 amino acids)
Source: RefSeq, a predicted model, not a curated record
AAAACCAGCUAGCAAGUAUUUGUACCAUCCAUUUCCCUAAAUUACCACCUACCAAACAUCCAGGGAGUUGAGGCUGGGAGUCAACUCUCUCUAUCCUCCCUGCCUCCAUCUCUAUCACAGCAGAAGGGGUCCAGUAAAGGUUCACUCACAAGAAGAUGCUAGGACCUUAGAGUAUAUGCAGCAAGUGAUAUUUACCUUUUCUUUGGGCUUCUCAGAACAGCAACCAGAAAGUACAGUGGAGAUUGAUGCUGCCUCUUCUCAUAUACAGUAGCAACAUAUUUUUGGAGCUGAAGACCUCUCACUCCGCUUCCACUUUUGCUGCCCCUAUUCUGCCAUGAGUUUAGCUGCAGCUGAAGGAAGCCUUCUUGAUUCUGCAUCCAUCUUUUCCUUGGCUCUAGUUUCUGAUCUUGUACCUGAAACUACUUCUGGUCUCUUUUACAAGACUCAUCCCACCUCCACUGAUGACCAAAGAUGCUUCUCUCCUAUCAGAAUUCACACGGUUUGGUUGACACCAUCAUGCCAACAGCUAAAUAUCCCAGGAUUUAUGGACAAAUUGAAAAGGAGAUGGAAACAUGUCCACUAAUGACAGAGGAGAUCUUUGCUGCCCCCAUUACACGGGACAAAUGGAUCAGAGGGUUACAAAACAAAGUGUUUUGUGAGGGCAACAAGGCUACGAAAGCAUCUAGUUCUUUUGGACCAGGAGGUCUCAGCAUUUCACAGAACACCAUUCACUCAUACUGCCAUAUAAGUAUUCCUCAAGCCAAUGAGGGUCUCAGUGCUCAGAACAUUUUCAGGGGGCUCUGCCUGCUGCCUGCCCAUAGGAAGCUUUGGGGAACCUGCCUUCAGAAACCCAAGUAGAUAAGGAAUUGAAAAGCCGGGCUUUUUAUUGGAGGGCAUGUGCAAGUACUGUAUAAUGCUUUUCUAUUCUGUUUACUUUGUGACAAAGAAAAGGUCUUUUGGUUGACUGAUGAGGCAAAAAUAAAAAUAGAUACAAAAAAAACUUCAAUUGAGAAACUAGCUCUUUUUCCUUCCUGAUAGUCAUUAAAUUAGGAUAGAGUAAGGAAUGACAACUCUUGAGUUCUGAAAGGUUUUGGUAGGUUACUAGUUGUCUUUCCUUCUAACCAAUCAGUUCCUGAGCUCACUCUCCUAGGUAAACUUGUGUCUGGAUGAGAUACCUCUUGUUGGCGUCUUCUUUCCUUUGGUACAAGACCUUAUGAAAUCUUGAAAGGAUAAAAUAGCCACCAAGUCUUGUGGCUGAGUUUGGGAAAGAGCCAGGUAUGAGGGAUGAGCUGCUUGACACCCAGCCCAGCGGUGGAUUAACCUGACAGCUGAGAAAUUCAUGCAAGCAAGGGACCAGUCUAUCGGUUAUGAAGCACAUGAAACAACUCACUGGUGGGAAGAAUGUUUUUAGAUGCCAUUUUAAGUUUGAGCCCACUCUCCCCAAGGACUAAAAAUAUAGAGGAGAGAGUAUGUCCAGGUUUAGAGGAACUUUUUUGUACUUUGUUCUUACUAUAUAUAACCUUUCAGUAAAUAUGCCUUUGCAACAACUAAUUGAUGUCAGUUGGUUAAUCAAUAUUGAGAAAAUAGUUAAAUUGAUAGUGGGGAGCACUAAUCACUAGUCUUGAUGAUAUUGAGAUAUUAAAUGGCACUAGCAAAGCAUAUAAUGGGCAAAAUAUACUUGUAUGGAGGUUCAAACUUAAAGCAUUAGAGAAAAAUCUUAUAAACUCUUUGGAUUCCUUCUAGAAUCCUGAGGGAAAUAUAGAGAACAAGCUCUGGGACCCUAAAUUUGUUAGUAUGCCUCAUCGAGAGUAAUUCUCAGAGUUUCCCUGUUAUUCCAGUAUAUAUUAUUGUCUCCUAAUAGAAACAUAAGGCAAGCCCAUCCUAGAAUGAUGGUUUAUUCAGGAGACCAUGUGCUCAUGAGCUAGCUCCAUGGAAGGAAGGACACCUAACCUCCUCAGCCCCCAAUCUCCAAUUCCCCCCACUCCCAGUCUUCCAGAUCUCAGAGUCAACCUUAUGCUAAGUGGUGUCCACAAGAAGGAAAGACGACAUUUCAUCACAGGGAUACUUGCAGCUUUUUUGGGGUCCAAAAUGUGGAAGAGGAACAAGAGAAUGAGGACACAGAAAAGGAGAAGGAGGCUAAAGAUGAAGAAGAGGAGGUGGAAGAAGAUAAAGAGGAGCAGGAAAAGGAGGAAAAGAAAAAGGAAGAGGAGGAGGAAGAGAGAGAAAGUAGAGCAAAAUGAGGAGGAAGAAGAGGAAAAGGAAGAAGAGGAAGAAGAGGGGGGAGAAGAAGAACAAGAUGAGGAAGAGGAGGAGGAAGAGGAAAAAGAGGAGGAAGGUGAAGAGGAGGAGGAAGAGGAAGAGGAGGAAGAGGAGGAAGCAGAAAAAGAGAAAGGGAGAAAUAUCCAGCAGAAAGAAGAGUCAGCUUUUUUUUUCCCAAAACUUAUCAGCAAGGAUGACUUAACCCAUCCAUCGAGUUGGAUAUCUACCCUACUUUAAAAAGUGCUUCAAUAAAAGGAAAUCUCACAAUA